AUGUUAGUGGGUGUUACGGUGGUCGGGCCUGCGUUGGGCGUCAAUUGUCGCGAUACGGACAAGAACGAAGAAGGAGAAGCGCAAACGAUCCACCCCAACAAGGAACAGCUGUCCCGUCGCCACGCCAUAAUCCCAGCGCCGCCCGAGGAACAUCAAUCCUCGGCUACCGAUGGGUGUUGCUCGAAGGACAAUGUCAUCAUCGUGCCUCACGUCAAGAUUUCGCCAAAUGAGUCCCAUCUCUACAAUAGAGCCAUCAGUUCUGGGGGCGGGAUGCUGGCUGACCUCCAACGUGCCACCAUUGCCGCCCAGGCUUUCUACGCCGAAAACAGCAACGAGCACGCAAAGACGCGAUCAACCUGGAUUCUCAAAAGAUUGUAUGAAUGGUCCCAUCGCGCCAAAAGACGCGAGAUCAUCAAACACGUGCAGUCGGCCCUCGGCGCGAGUGUUGAGCAUGAAUUUGAGGAUGAGCAGCUCGAAAAACUGCUGGGAGUCACCUGGGAUGAACUGUUCGAGCGUCCGGAAGGCAUCCCGAAGCAUCAAUACAAAUAUCUACAGGCUGUCUGGGAGCUUUUCCACUCGGAACUCAAAUUUCUGCAUCGUCAGCUGUUGGUGUUGAGAAAUGUCUACAAAGAGCCGCUGAAGAAAUGCCAAGUGGAGGGUUGUCUCCUUACCGUGGAGCCUGAUCUUCUAUUUGGAAAUCUGGACCAACUAUGCCGGAUCUCACGCGGCUUCUGCCAAACGUUCCUCUCCCUCCUGCACUCAAAUCCACCCAACGAAGACUACGACUGCACCGAUUUGACUGUACAGCUCUUCGAAAAGUUUUCCAAGGGCCCGUCGACGAUCUCAGCAUAUCAAGCGUAUUGUAUCAACUACCGCGCCACGAUGGAAUAUCUGGGCACAAUUCGCCAGAAGGAGGAGCGAUUCAGCGAGUUCGAGAGGAUCUGUCUAUUGGACGAGCGGUGUUUCCGCCUGCAGCUUGAAGACCUCUUAAUUGCACCGCUUCAAAGAAUCACCAGGCUGCCCAUCCUACUCAAAGAAAUCUACCGGCACACCGCCAGCGACGAGGGGAAGGAGAAGCUCGAAAAAGUGAUCGAGGGCAUGAAUGAGAAUCUACGAUCGAUCGAUGAUUCUGUACAAUGGUUGCACAACUUUGAAAGACUACAACAACUACAGACACAAGUAGUUUGGCCGUCAAUUAUGGAACUCGAGCCCCGAACUUUUGUGCCAGACUUCCUAAAAGUCGCGCUAUCCAGGCAGUUUUGCGAAAACCUGCUGGCCCACCCGAGAAGAAAACUGAUCCACGAAGGGCCCCUCGAAUUAGUUGAAAAUGGGCGAACACUUGAUGUCUACGCCUUCCUCUUCAAUGACAUGUUUUUGUUGACCAAGACGAAAAAGUGCGCCAGUAAGAUAAAGAUGAAAGGGUCUUCGAUUGGCAAGAGUGAGCACUACAUUGUGCAAAAGCAGCCUGUUCCACUCGAUUCUUGCGUGUUCUGUGAUGCCGAUUCGAAUGAAGCAGCUUCAUCCAUGUCGGCUCUUCGAUUCGCAUUCGUCAUCAUUCAUUUGACGCGUUAUUACCAGGUGGUCUCGAUCUCGACACUCCAGGCUUUGGAUAAGCAUGAUAAGGAGCGUUGGAUCGAGAAAUUCCAAGAAUCGAUCGAAAACUACGAGUCGAUUCAGCUGAAGGAUAUGCUGAAAUGCACGCCGCUCUUCUCGUCGUUAUCGCUUCGACGUUGCUCGAGCUCCCGGCUGAUGCGACGAGACGGCUCGAAGGACGUCGUCGCACCACCUGCAAUACCCGAAGAGAAGAAGGAAAAGCAAACCCCAAAUGAGCACCAGUGU
Mesorhabditis spiculigera is the source of this 1839-nucleotide messenger RNA. The record is from the annotation of a GenBank genome assembly. NCBI's taxonomy places the organism in Eukaryota, Metazoa, Nematoda, Chromadorea, Rhabditida, Rhabditidae.